AUAGUGUAAAGGAAACCAAAAGUUUUGGGAGUAACUUCUCAUUGUGAAAAUUUUGGGGUGAGAGUUUUAAAGAUACCAUAGCUCGGGGAAGGACAGUAAUAAAAAAUAGUAAAUUUUGAAAAAAAAAAAAUUCCAUCUUCAACUGAAGUACCGAACAUUAGACUCUGUGCCAGCAGCGACGUGGACAAUGAGCUUCGUCCUCACCCCAACUAGCCGUCUUCUUCUCCCGAACCGCCGGACUUUCCUCUUCCACCGCCGCAACGCUGCCGAAUCAUUCAGCUUCUCAACCUCGUCGACUCUCACGUGUUUGAACUCACCAGCUGGUACCCGAAUUAACUCAGCUCAGUCCUGCAGCAACAGCAGCACGGAUCCCGUUGACCGACCCGAAAACAUCCCCAUUUUUGGGCUUUUCAUUCCUCUCGCUUUCUCUCUGGUCCUCCUAUGCCUCCGCCUCUUCCAUGGAGUCCUCCUUCCGGAGUUCCCACGCCGGUGGCGGGAGCUGGUCGUUCUGUCCAGAGCAGCAGAGAGCAGGAUGCGCGCCUAUCCCGCGCACCUUUGGCAAGCGGUGGUUGCCUACGAGGACAGGCGCUUCUUUCGGCACUGUGGGGUGGACCCCAUUGGAAUUGCUCGAGCUGCGGUCUCAUUCUCGGCCCGUGGAGGUGGCAGCACCAUCACCCAGCAGCUAGUCAAGAAUGCAUUUUUGAAGAAUGAACGAACACUUGCUCGGAAAAUUGUCGAAAUGGUGCUAGCUCUCGCACUGGAGAGAACCUUAUCAAAAUGGCAAAUCUUAAGCUCCUAUCUGAGUGAGAUAUAUUGGGGACAUGGGAUUUAUGGAAUUGAAUCAGCUUCCAUGUUCUAUUUCAGAAAGCGUCCAUCUCUUCUCUGUUUCGGGGAAUCCACUAUACUAGCAGGGAUGAUACCGGCCCCAGAGCUCCGGUCACCCUUCAGGGACCCUAGCAGAGAACACCUUUUUAAUAGAGGAGUAAUCUUCCAAGUACGAGUGUUGAAAAGGAUGGUGAAAGUCGGCUUUAUCGAUGUUGAGAUGGCACUUGAAACCGUAAAACAACCUGCUUCUCUAUCUGACAAUGGGCCAAAAUCUGCAGAUGGGUCAUCGAACUCAUUUUAUUCCUCCAAGCAGGGAAAUAUAAAGUCCGAUAAAAUGAAACAUGGGGCCAUGGAUCUGAGUAUUAUUGGUGACAUUUGGGACUGGGAAAAGGAGAGCAAGAUUUGGGAAGCAAGGGAAGAUAUGGAAAGGUGGGCCGCCGAGUUACAACGUUCGAAGCAAAUAACAGAAUCUUCUUCUCAGACGCAUACAAAAAGGGCCUAACAAGUGCUCUCUGUAUGCCUUCUCAUCUUAUUUGGACCAGUAAUAUACCCAAAUUUAUGCAUAUCAGAAUUGCGUACAGUUGCAUGUAUACUCAAGUCAAUCGAGCGGAAGCUUAUUGAGCUUGCAGUGUCGAAA
Messenger RNA from Punica granatum (pomegranate), 1462 nucleotides. NCBI's taxonomy places the organism in Eukaryota, Viridiplantae, Streptophyta, Magnoliopsida, Myrtales, Lythraceae. The record is from RefSeq and is a predicted model, not a curated record.